CAUAUUUCAAAACUGAUAUGACGGGAGGGAACAAGGCAAAAAUCAUUGAAUAUCGUCUUCAUCAGCUGCGAUAAUUAGCUCAUUUUCUCUCAAACUCAAUUAUCAUAUUUCGGCAUGGAAAUGAACGGAGAAGGUGGAAAUCAAGAGCGAAAGAUCGCCACCAAGAAGCUGAGGGCAUUGGAGGAGGGUAGGCUGCCCACUGACUGCGUCUUCCUCGUUGGCAGGAAUGACCAUAGUGCACAGGAGGUUCGAGCAUUCAAGCACGACCUGCAGGUGUGCAGCGAGUGCUUUGAUGGCUUCUUCAAUACUUUUGUGACUGACACUGCUCUCAUCAGGCUGAGGAAUGUUGAGCCGAAUAUCUUCAAACUUGUUGUCGAAUUCGCCUAUUUGUCUGGACAACUUGUGACUGAAGUUUCCUGUCUCGAAGAGUGUCUGCAUCUGGCCCAAGCAGCAGAUGAAUUCAUGAUUGACGAACUGAGCGAUCUCUGUGUGAAGAUCCUCGAGGAAAAUUUUCUCACUGUAGACAACGUUCGGAGAGUGCUGAACGCCUGGCACCACGUGACAGCUGUUGGUCUGGCGUGUCUCAAGCUGCUGAGUUCCUCUGCUAGAGAGUGUUUGAACCCCAAAAGAUUUUGUGAAGCCAACGAACAGGCCCUCAAGCUGUUUUUGAGCCUUGACAACGUGAACUACAAAUCUGAAGUGGAGGUGUUUCGAGCUUGUAUUGCUUACGUUGAGAGCACCUCGCGAGACAAGGUCUGCCUGCCUCGACAUCGAGCAUUGCUCCUGUCGGAAGCCGGUCCCCUUGGAGAAUUGAUGCCCUUGUUGAGUGAAAAGGAUCAGCAUCGUGUAACCAUGUUCACAAAUAAACUGACCUCCUUGGAAGCCAAGCAAGAGACUGGUCUGUGUCUGAAAAGUGAAGAGAGGCGCUCCCGCUGCCAAGAGUUCCACCUGUUUCCUCGCCUUAAAAUGCUGGACAUGUUGUCAGUCUUCAGGGAAGGACGUGCUGAAGAGAUCAUUGACGUCUCGUAUCUCGCUGGCAUUUGGAGAUCUCUCUAUUUCAAGCUCUCUUUGAAAACGAAGAAGUGCAUUUCCAUCUUGGGGUUCGACCUUUUUAGUCAGGUGAUGAACAUCAAAUUUGAAGACUACCUCAGCAGCACUCCAUUUCGCAGGUUGAUGCUUGGCGACACUUACAAAAACAACAUGUGUGUUGCAGUCCGCGCCACUUCUGCUUUAGGAGGCGAAUUGUCUCCCUUGGUGCAGUGCCCUGCCACGCUCACCAAGAACUCGUGGGCUCGCUUUGACACGUUUGUCACCCUCCCCAAAGGUGGUAGUUUGGAAAUCACCGUAAGCAUUUACGACAUCCCUUACUCCUAUACGGGGGGCAUGUUUCUGCGAAAGGUUGGCAACCUGAACCAAAACUCUGACCACUUCAGUCAAGUCAAAGUGGAGAUGGCUACAGUUGAUAUUUACAAGUUGUUUGACAAUUAUAGCGCCACUGAUGUGGGCGUCUUCAAGAGCAUCUACUUUGAAGAAGUGUGAACUUGUACGUGGAAGCUUCAAACGUUUCUUUUUUCACAUACUGAAAUAUUAUGUAUUUUGGCCAGAUGGUCAACUUUUUUGAUAGUAUUUAAAAUUGCGUUUCGUAAUUUUGUGCGUAAGAAAUGACGGAAACUUGAAACCUUGCUUUUGAUUUAAAGGUUUUAUCGUGGUCUACAAAUUUACCAUUGUUUCAUUUAAAGUUUGAAAUCAAUACCAAUCCGCCUGUUGUGAAAACCUUAAAUUCGAACGUGAAGAUUCUUAAAAAUUUGCUAAAAUUUUAUUUGUGAAUUAAAUAAGAAAUAGGGGUUAUGAAUUCAUUGAACAAUUCACCUGUAAUAUUUAGCUGACAAAUUGAUUGCUGUUAAAACAAACGACCAAUUUUUGUUGAUUAUCAAAGACAGCUGUGAGUUACGGACUAGAAAGUCGAUAAAUAAAUGCUAAUAAACGAU
Messenger RNA from Cloeon dipterum, 1988 nucleotides. RefSeq lists its product as uncharacterized. The transcript is spliced from 7 exons. Bases 115 to 1539 code for a protein of 474 amino acids. The record is from RefSeq and is a predicted model, not a curated record. Gene Ontology annotation, molecular function: protein binding. Lineage: Eukaryota; Metazoa; Arthropoda; Insecta; Ephemeroptera; Baetidae.